AAUUAGAUAAGCGUAGCAGACCAGACUAGAGUGAUCGAGAAUCAAGCAUAACCAUGGCUACCUCAUCAAUCAUAUUACGGUCGUCAUUGUCAUUUUACUCUACAAACCAGCAAGUAUAUUUGAAUAGAUCAGCAACUCACAAGAACAAGAACAGGGUUUCCUUCUUCCGUGUCCAAGCAGCAGCAAAGCCCCCUGCCGGUGUAGAAUUUCCAAAAGUACAGCCGCAAUUUAAAGCUCCAUUUCUUGGGUUCACAAAGACAGCAGAAGUAUGGAACUCUAGAGCUUGCAUGAUUGGACUCAUUGGAACUUUCAUUGUAGAGCUUAUAAUAAACAAGGGAAUACUUCAGGUGAUUGGAGUUGAGAUUGGGAAAGGCCUUAAUCUUCCUCUUUGAGCAUUCAAUUUAGGUCUGCUCGUAACUAUUGUAAGAGUCAAUUCUAAGUGUCUUUUAUUUAGUUAUGAUUUUAAGAAAAAAAUUUCCAUUUUUAGUCAUUUGACAAAAUCUAGUCUGUGUAUUCCAACAUCUUGUUGAUAUAUAUGAAUUGGGAGAUGUUCUUGGGUUGGA
Messenger RNA from Lotus japonicus, 563 nucleotides. RefSeq names its product light-harvesting complex-like protein OHP1, chloroplastic. The record is from RefSeq and is a predicted model, not a curated record. The transcript has 3 exons. Bases 54 to 392 code for a protein of 112 amino acids. NCBI's taxonomy places the organism in Eukaryota, Viridiplantae, Streptophyta, Magnoliopsida, Fabales, Fabaceae.